AUGGAUCAGAACCCACCAAGUUCGUCGCAUGGCCAGCAAGGCCAGCGCGGAUCAGCUCCUACAUAUGAUACCAGCCAUGGAGGUCAUUAUGGUGCCAGUGCUGCGGUAAGAAACGAACACUUGUGGAAUCAAAUCAAGGAAGGGCAGAGAUACUGA
Cadophora gregata is the source of this 156-nucleotide messenger RNA. RefSeq lists its product as uncharacterized. The record is from RefSeq and is a predicted model, not a curated record. Bases 1 to 156 code for a protein of 51 amino acids. Lineage: Eukaryota; Fungi; Ascomycota; Leotiomycetes; Helotiales; Ploettnerulaceae. The transcript is spliced from 2 exons.